AUUCUUUGAUUUGUUUUCUCCCCUAUAUAUAUAUACACACACACACACAACAUAAAUAUUUCCUAAUAGAGCUUCUUCUCUAACACCCAACACAUCAUUUUCUUCCAAUCAAUCUAUCUAUCUUGUUGUUUAUCUUUAGAUCAUAUGGAAAACACAAUGAAUUCUUCAAGAAAAACAAUCUCUUAUAGUGAAAGAACAAGUGAUCAUGAGUCUCAAGAGGAGAGUGGGUGGACUAUGUACUUUGACGAUUUCUUUAACAACAGCAACAACAAUGAAGAGAGUUCUUUCUCUUUUGAAGAUCAUGAUUAUGGUACUAAAAGCUCUUCUCUAGUAUCCAAUGCGGCUUCUUCGGUCGCCAAGAGAUUUUCUUGUAAUGAGCAGGAAGAUGUUGUUGGGAUACAAAUAAUGGAGAAAAGAUCAUAUAAUCGAUCAUUGAGCUUCAAGAAGAGAAAAACUAAAGGUGGUUUGGUUGAUGAUGCUUUGGAAGAUACUGCUAGCUCUCCUGUUAAUAGUCCCAAGGUUUAUAGUAUGAUGAUGAACAAGCCGGAGAACCAGAAAGAGAAAGAUGAUAGCUUGCAGAGUUAUAAUGAUCAGGAGAAAGGAAGCAAUUCAAGGAAUAGUGAUGUUUCAUGCACAGAAUUGAAGAAAAGGGGUCUUUGUUUAGUUCCUUUGUCUAUGGUACUCAAUCAUCUUGGUUGAUCAAAUUUUAUCUUUCAUUUUUUUCUGUUGUCUCCCUAGCUAUAUAUAUAUAUAUAUAUACCUCUCUGUGUGAACCAAAACUGGUAGCCUUUCAUGAACAAAAUGAUGAUAUUAAUUGUUGCUCUAUUCAUGUAUGUAUGUAUGCAUACAUAAUGAGAUUAAGGCCCUUCAGCAUGAUCUAUAUCAAUCAAUGGAUCAUAUUUCAUGGAUA
Messenger RNA from Tripterygium wilfordii, 910 nucleotides. RefSeq names its product vascular-related unknown protein 4-like. The record is from RefSeq and is a predicted model, not a curated record. The transcript has 3 exons. Lineage: Eukaryota; Viridiplantae; Streptophyta; Magnoliopsida; Celastrales; Celastraceae. Gene Ontology annotation, biological process: xylem development. Bases 145 to 699 code for a protein of 184 amino acids.